Orbicella faveolata is the source of this 3224-nucleotide messenger RNA. RefSeq lists its product as uncharacterized. The record is from RefSeq and is a predicted model, not a curated record. NCBI's taxonomy places the organism in Eukaryota, Metazoa, Cnidaria, Anthozoa, Scleractinia, Merulinidae. Gene Ontology annotation, cellular component: membrane.
AAAACCCGUAAGGGGGCCUUUAUUUCCACAAAAGCGUACGUACAUAAAAGAUUACGUUUAGAUAUCAGUUUAUCAAAAUUGGCAAGCUUGAUAAACUCAAAAAGCUCUUUACAUUUUUCGGUGGAUUUCUACACCAAUGGUAAAUUAGAAAUCAAAUAAAUGAUUGUGAAAUUUUCAGGUAACUUUAACAGCGUCGAUAGAGAAGCAAAGACAUGAAACCUAAAGACAACACGGUGAGGGUAGAAAACUCUCGAAUCGGACAAUACGCCCAAGAACCCUCGCAGCAUUCUCCAACACCUAGUCAAGCUAAACAAAGCUCUGUUGCCAUUGAAAACCAAACACUCCGGGAAAAAAUCUAUCCUGACAUGAAAGCAAGCGCUAGAAAACGUAAAACCCUAAUUGAGUGGAUUAGAAAGUACUUAUUAGAAGGGCAGGCUUUGACAGCCACUCAAACCCAGGCCCUUGAAGCGCUUUGCGCCGAUGCUCCAUGGUACGAAAAGCUAAUUGUGAAACACCGCCGUCUGGUGGGCGUGGCCAUUCCUUUUACGUUCUUCCAAGUGAUUUGGUGGAGCUGUGCGGUCAAGUACAACUUUUGGAGACUGUUUCCUGACAGAUUUUUCAUGUCCAUAACAAUGAUAUUUGGUUCCAUGAUUGCAGGAAUGAGCAGUGAAGGUGGAGGCGCAGUAGCAUUUCCCGUCAUGACCCUCGCUUUUGGCAUAGCACCAGCAAUAGCACGUGACUUCUCACUGAUGAUUCAGUCCUGCGGUAUGACAGCAGCGGCUUUCACCAUCUUCUGGAUGCGCGUGCAGCUUGAAUGGCAUUCCAUAAUAAUCUGUUCGCUUGGAGGAGUCGUUGGCAUGGUGAUCGGUUUGGAGCUUAUUGAUCCUUACCUCACACCACCCCAGAAGAAAAUUGGAUUUGUCUGUGUGUGGUUUUCCUUCGCCUUUGCUCUUUUCCUGUUAAACCGUUACCACAAGCGUAAGACAUUCAAAGUUAUCUCAGACUUCAAGCUCUGGAAGAUGAUCGUCCUUUUACUGACCGGGUUCAUAGGCGGAAUCUUCUCUGCUAUCGCCGGAAGUGGCGUGGACAUCUGCAGCUUCAGUAUCCUCACUCUUCUCUUCCGCAUCACAGAGAAGACUGCCACGCCCACCUCUGUCGUCUUAAUGGCAGGAAACACCGUUGUUGGUUUUUACUGGCGUCAAGUCAUGCAACAGGCAAUCAGCGCUGAGGCUUAUUACUACCUUGCAGUUUGCGUCCCCAUUGUUGUGCUGGGUGCUCCACUUGGAUCUGUCAUCGGUAGCCAUUUUCAUCGCCAAAUUCUGGCGAGUUUGAUUUACAUUUUGGACACCGUGGCCCUUAUCAGCGCGUACGCAAUAGUUCCUCUCACCAAAGUAUUGAUUGGACUGUCCGUGGGUAUCAUAGUGUUCGGAUUUCUCUUCUUUGGCCUCAUCGCUUAUGCCGGACAGAGAAUCAUGGAGGGAGUUAAAGAAGGGAAUGAAAAAUUGCUGCAAGGUCAAGUCAGGUUCAUGGAAGAAUCCUACAACACAGAUCUUAACGACAAGCACGAGGUGCCUCAUCGUGAGGUUGACGUUGUAACGCUAACAAUGCUGCAAGUGAGUUGUAGAGGAGAAGAUAAAGUUCAAAAACUGGACACUCUCUUGGAGACAUGAAAGAAGUUUUCAAUUGACCAUAUUCGUAUUCUCGGUAUUGGACUGGAGCCAGCUUGCAACCGAGGCUAAUGCGGGAAGCUUUUAAAAUGCAAAUGACAUUCAUCCCUUUUUAACGAUAUUCUCACGAGCGAGCUUACAUUGUCAGCUAUUACCAGUUCAUUACGGUUACGGACCAUUACGAAUAUGGCCUGCUAAGUUUGUUAAAGAGGUACAAUUCACAUGAGAAAGCUAGCCAUAAUACUUCAUUUUUUAGCUACUAUUACUAAUAACAUCCACACUAAAUAUAAUAACUUAAAUUUGCAGAAUUUUAAAUAAACAAUGUUCAAUCUUCUGGAGACUGUAUAAACAAAAUGACACGAUAAGAGAACCAAUCAGGUACGUGGGUUUCCAUCUAGUAGAACACGGCUGAGUAAUACAUGAUUGAUCAAGUUUAAACAAAAGAAAUCACAACUGUGACGGCGUUUGGAUAUCUGAUGUUAAUUAGCACAGAUUUCAACAAUUUUAUUUCUCCAUUUUACCCUCAUGUUACUCCUUGGUCUUAGUUUCGAUUGAGAAGAUAUAUCAAGUACUCGGAACGUGUUUUAUCACAUUUCCAAAAAUGCACCUCGAAGGUCGUAUUUCAAUUCUCAUCUCGGUGUUUGGAAGUGCUGUAAAACAUGGUUUGUUAUGUUUGAUGUAUUUUGCUGCACUUAGACUGGGCUUACUUCACUGUGUAAGUUUCAACAUGGCCAGCUUGUCACUAAGUUAGGAUCUUUCUCCAAUCUCGAUUAACGAAUGCUUUCAUCAGUUUAAAACUGUUCUUUAGGGUUUAGCCGAAAGCAUUGUCAAAUAUUUGCCACAAGUGGCAGUAACUGUUGUUAGUUGCUGUAUCACUGCAGUAACUUGUUGUAGAAGAUGACCCGGGGGGACACCCAUAUAAAAAGGACGGGGGGUGCUGGUCGGAAAUUUUGAAAAUAACCCCCUAAGAGGUACCAUGAUCCUGUUCUGUGGGCUCGGCUUGAAAUUUUUUUUCACCCCUAAGAGGUAACAAUUCUAAACAACACAUAAACUGACACUUGCAUAAUUUUUAGCAGCGAUAAAGACGAUUACUUUGCAUACCUUCUACUCAUAAAGUUGCUGGUCAAAUAUCUUCUGUCAUAUUUUUUUGGCUCAAUACCUUAUAAGGUACCGUGAAAGCUCCCGCUGUCGACAUUUUGAGGCUAAAUACCCUAUGACCUAGUUUAUAGUUGAAUUUAAUUCAGACGAAUUUAAUUCAAAUUAAAUUCGUCGAUCAGUCGACGAUUAGUAGACGGGUGAUUUAGACUUCGAAAUUAAUAAGACGAAUUUAAUAUUCUGCCCGAGCCUUCCGCAUUUAUCUGACCAGCGGCGGGCACCAGGGCGGGAAAACCAAAACGAAAUGGCGAGGUUUACCAAAGCUUUAUUGCUGGAGAAAAUGUCCAGAGAAAGACAGCGGAGGAGAGAGUUGCGACGUCGAAUCUUGACACUGGUUGUAUUGAAGAAAAAGUUUCUUACUGGAAUGUGUUUCAGUAUUGAUUUGUCUGUUGUUUCAAUCCU